This is a messenger RNA of Chilo suppressalis (striped riceborer), 2496 nucleotides long. NCBI's taxonomy places the organism in Eukaryota, Metazoa, Arthropoda, Insecta, Lepidoptera, Crambidae. The record is from the annotation of a GenBank genome assembly.
GGAGAGGCGAGAGUGCGAUCUUUUGUUUUGGUUCUUUUACCAUGUGCUUAAUAAUUUUUUAUUAGUGUCCAAUAUUAAUACUUUGAGCUAAAUAACAGAAAGAUGCAACAAGCACAUAGACCAGGAAAUCUGAAGCAGAGCAAUAAAGCUCAUAAAUCUCGCCACAGGUCCAAACGCGGAAUAUCAGCGGCAGUGAAAGGAAAAGUAAACGUUAAAGAGUUUGUCAGACGCAAUCGCCACAUUUUGAAGAAAGAAGAACGUCGACACCAAUCCUUGCAAAUACGUAAAAAUAAGCGUGAGGAAGUGUUGUCUAAGAAACGUGCACUAGGUGGGAACCGUAACCCUCCGUUUUUAGUGUGUAUUGUUCCUCUGAAUGCUCAACUAGAUGUCCAGUCAGCAUUGGCUAUUUUAAAAACUUGUUCUGAAGGUGCCAUUGUUUCUCAAUCAGAAAAUGGCGUAUUGCAUAUUGGCUUACCAAAUUUCAAGCAACGUUUUUCCUUUAUUUGCCCAGAAGUGGGGAAUGACUUUGCUCUUCUGGAUGCCCUUAAAAUAGCUGACACAGUAGUCUUUGUCAGUUCUGCUCUAGAUGAUCCUGUGGACGAUUGGGGAGAAAGAGUUUUGGCAUUAUCAAUGGCACAGAGCAUGCCAACUCCUGUUGUUGUUGCCAUGGACAUAGAAGGAGUCCAUCCAAAGAAGCGUACAUCUGAAAAGCAAAAUGUACAAAAGCUAAUCUCAAAGUGGUUGCCUGAAGAAAAAGUAAUGCAACUAGACAAAAGUUCUGAUGGAUUGAAUUUACUGCGUAGAAUUGGAAACCAAAAAAGGAAUGUUUUGCACCACAGGGAAAAGAGACCAUAUUUAUUAGCAGAAGAUGUUGAAUAUGUAGCUGAUAGUGAAGGAGAGUGUGGCACAUUGAAAAUAAGUGGUUAUUUGAGAGGAAUGCCUCUGAAUGUCAAUGGUUUGAUUCAUAUUACUGGGCUGGGUGACUUCCAAAUGUCUAAAAUUGAUGGCCUUGAUGAUCCACAUCCCUUGAGCUUGUCCAAAGAGAACAAUAAGUCAGAUUCAAUGGAAGCUGAAGUAACUAAAGUUACAGUGCUACAAGUUGCAGAUUCUACUAAACAGGAGAGCCUGACUUCAGAAAAUAUUCCUGAUCCUAUGGAUGCAGAACAAACUUGGCCAACGGAAGAAGAAAUUGAACAAUCACAAAUGGAGACAAAAAAGAAAUUAGUCAAGAAAGUUCCCAAAGGCUGGUCAGAUUAUCAAGCAGCUUGGAUUGUAGAAUCAGAUGUCGAGGGUGAUGGUUCAGAUGACAGUGCAAGUGAGAGUGACGAAGAGGAUGAUCAGUUUAUGUCAUGUGAAGAAGACAACUCUGACAAUGAAGAAAAGGAGGAAGAUAAUGAUUUUGAAUCAGUCACUGAAUCAGAGGUUGGAGUGUCAGAUGAAAAGUAUGAUGCAACUAUAGAUGCUCAUGAAGAACAUGAAAUGCUGCAGAAAUUGGCAGAAGCAAGGGAAGACCAACAGUUUCCUGAUGAAGUGGACACUCCGCAAGACUUGCCCGCUAGAGAACGGUUCAUGAGGUACAGAGGCCUGGAAUCAUUCAGAACUUCUUCUUGGGACCCUAAAGAAAACUUGCCAGCUGAUUUUGCACGCAUAUUUCAAUUCGAGAAUUAUGAUCGCACUAGGAAAAGGAUUUUCAAAGAAAAUGAAGACAGUCUUAUCAAUAUGUACGGCUUUUACAUAACAAUACACGUGAAAGAUGUCCGUCAAGAUCUAUGGAAAGCAUUUCAUGCAGCAAAUGGCUCUGCCCCCUUGGCAGUAUUUGGAUUAUUACCUCAUGAGCAUAAGAUGUCUGUGAUGAAUGUAGUACUGAAGCGAACUGGAGCAAGUGAUGAGCCAAUAAAGAGUAAAGAGAGGUUGAUUUUCCAAGUUGGCUACAGAAGAUUUAUAGUUAAUCCAAUAUUCAGUCAACAUACUAAUGGCGGCAAACAUAAGUAUGAAAGAUUCUUCCAACCUGCAUCAACAUGUGUGGCAUCAUUUUUCGCGCCUAUUCAAUUCAGUCCUUCCACUGUUCUUUGCUUUAAGGAGAAAAGUAACACAAAACUACAAUUGAUCGCAUCUGGUGUUUUACUGUCGUGCAACCCUGACAGAUUAGUCAUUAAAAGAAUCAUUUUGUCUGGUCAUCCUUACAAGGUAAACAAGAAGUCUGCCGUCAUCAGAUUCAUGUUCUUCAACAGAGACGAUGUUAUGUAUUACAAGCCUUGCAAACUACGAACAAAGUAUGGGCGCACUGGCCAUAUUAAGGAACCAUUAGGUACCCAUGGUCACAUGAAAUGCGUAUUUGAUGGACAACUCAAAUCACAAGACACUGUGCUACUCAGCUUGUACAAACGCAUGUUCCCGAAAUGGACCUACGAAAAUUGUAUUGUCACAGACAAAGAUUGGAAAGGCAGUGAUGCAAUCAUGGAAUCAUAAAAUUUGUAAAUAAAAUAGUUAACAAAG